Amoebophrya sp. A120 is the source of this 741-nucleotide messenger RNA. Lineage: Eukaryota; Dinophyceae; Syndiniales; Amoebophryaceae. The record is from the annotation of a GenBank genome assembly.
AUGACCACAUUGCUUCCGCGACUCCCAGAAGAUGAAUCACAGUCACAGCAUUGCGACAUCGCGAUGGGUGUAGCGGAAGCCAGCCCCUCAGGAAAACGCGGAUCAACCUUGGCGUCGCGGUUCUCGUUGGUAGACGGGGGAGUAGACGAUAAGCCCGAGUCCUCCAUCCCGAUAUUCAGGCCGCGGCACUCUAACGAUAACCCCUUCCAGCGCAGCGCAGCGGUCUUCCCGCAGUCAGCGCGCCGGGACGCUAGCUCGUUAUUGCAGAUCCCCGUCCAGCGCGCAUCAAUUGCGGCAGCAAAGGACGAAAGUAGAGUGCUCCGCCCGAAGAGCCCCCACGCGCCGACGGUGAUCGACCUCUCAACCCCCCCCUCCGACAACAGGAGCGUGCGAAAACCAGAGGAACCACUGCUAGCGUCGUCAACGCAGAGCGUCCCAGUGCAGCAGCAUCGUGAGCAAAGAAACCAAGCAGUAGUAAGCGGAGUGAUUAUGGGCGGCAACAACUACAGAGGUCGACGGUCCUCGGCACAGGCACGAAGGGGGCGGAGCAAUGGCCGCGGCGGAGGAAAAGGCGGUGGUAGACGCGGCUUCGACUUCUAUGACGGGGGCAACAAACAUGGCACAAGCCGCUACGACAACUACUACUACAGCUCAAACCGCGACCACGACUGGAGGGGCGGCCGGAGCCACAACUACAGCGAGCGUGACGUCCAUAGCCCGACCCAGCGCGGCCACCCGCAC